AUGGCUGUGGGAUCUGCUACGCUGAAAGACCGCCUGGAACGGUGGUCAGAACGUCUAAACAAUCUGACUGUCUCCCCGCUUGCUAGAGACUAUGACGCCCAAGCAGACAGCAAGCGAGCAAUUGAGGCCUUUGAAACUCUCAAGCUCUCGCGAGACACACAAUCUGCAUUGCAGAAGCUGUGUGGACCAACAUCCUCCCAAUUUACGGUGUUUCUGACUGCUUUUGUGCUACUCGUCGCUCGAUUGACCGGCGAUGAAGAUAUUGCAAUCGCGACGAAUCUGGCAGAGGACUCACGCCCAUUUGUCCUGCGUGUCUUCUAUGAUCCUGCCGAGUCAUUCACCCAGCUUCUCGCCAAGGUUCAAAAGAUCUUCGACGAGUGUGCUUCGGACAUCGUUCCUUUAGGAAGCCUUCGGUCAUAUAUCAAAGACAAGUCGAACUCAGAACGUACCCCUGUACUCUUCCGGUUUGCAGCGUACGAUGCCCCGGCCGAAUCCCAAGAAUAUCCUGCGAACACAUUCGAUAGCACAGAUCUCGUCAUCAAUAUCGCGAACGAACUGGGUGCAUACUAUAACCAGCGACUCUUUUCAAGCGCACGAAUUGCCACGAUCCUGAGGCAAUUGGUUCAGAUUGCUGACAAUGCCGCUGCAAAUCCUGAUCAGGCCGUGGGUCGCAUCGAUAUGCUCACGGAGGAACAGCGUGCCCUUUUACCUGAUCCCACGGCCAAUCUCAAUUGGUCGAAGUUUCGUGGUGCAAUCCAUGAUAUCUUUGCUGAAAAUGCGCAAAGGCACCCUGAAAAGCUUUGCGUGGUAGAGACCAAGUCAAGCACCUCCCCACAGCGCGAGUUCACCUACCAGCAAAUCAAUGAGGCUUCCAACAUCCUUGGACACCACCUUGUGCAAGCCGGCAUUGAAAGAGGAGAUGUGGUCAUGGUGUAUGCUUAUCGUGGUGUGGACUUGGUUGUGGCCGUAAUGGGUAUUCUCAAGGCCGGAGCUACCUUCUCCGUUAUCGAUCCUGCCUAUCCUCCCGAGCGACAAAAUAUCUAUCUUGACGUGGCCCGCCCGCGUGCCCUGAUCAACAUCGCCAAAGCGACUGCUGAUGCAGGUGAACUCUCAGACAUUGUCCGAACUUUCAUCAAUGAGAAUCUGGAACUGCGCACUGAAAUUCCGGCGCUCGCGCUCCAAGAUGACGGUACCCUGACUGGCGGAGUCAAAGGUGGUCAAGACGUAUUCGCUCAACAGACUGACCUCAAGUCACAACCCGUUGGUGUCGUCGUGGGUCCUGACUCCAUCCCAACACUCUCGUUUACUUCGGGUUCGGAAGGUCGUCCCAAGGGCGUUCGCGGUCGCCACUUCAGUCUAGCGUAUUACUUCCCUUGGAUGUCUGAGACUUUCAAGUUGUCAGAGCAGGACAAGUUUUCUAUGCUUUCCGGAAUCGCCCACGACCCGAUUCAGCGUGAUAUCUUCACACCGCUGUUCUUGGGCGCUCAACUUCUCGUCCCUGCAAAGGAGGACAUUCAGAAUGAGAAACUAGCGGAAUGGAUGCGGGACUACGGCGCCACUGUUACUCACCUCACCCCAGCCAUGGGUCAAAUUCUCGUUGGCGGUGCCUCCGCUCAAUUCCCAGCCCUUCACCAUGCUUUCUUCGUCGGUGACAUCUUGAUCAAGCGGGAUUGCCGUUCGCUUCAAGGACUUGCUCCCAACGUGUCGAUUGUGAAUAUGUACGGAACUACAGAGACACAACGAGCCGUCAGUUACUACGAAAUCCCGAGCUACUCGAGUCAAGAAGGCUUCUUGGACACCAUGAAAGAUAUCAUACCGGCUGGCCGUGGUAUGGUCGACGUUCAAAUGCUGGUGGUCAAUCCAUUCGACCCCACUCGAAUGUGUGCUAUUGGCGAAGUUGGCGAGGUUUACGUGCGAGCGGCCGGUUUGGCCGAGGGGUAUCUUGGCUCUCCUGAGAUGAAUGCCAAAAAAUUCUUGACAAAUUGGUUCGUGAAGCCCGAUCACUGGACUCAGAAGGAGACAGGGGGGAUGAGCCUUGGAGGCAGUUCUAUGUCGGACCCAGAGAUCGAUUGUACCGAUCUGGUGAUCUGGGCCGCUAUACUCCAUCUGGAGAUGUUGAGGUUUCUGGUCGCAUUGACUCUCAAGUCAAGAUUCGAGGUUUCCGUAUCGAACGUAAUUGGAGAGAUUGAUACUCAUCUUUCUCGACACCCCCUUGUGCGCGAGAACGUCACUCUCGUUCGUCGUGACAAAUUCGAGGAGCCAACGCUUGUCAGCUACUUUGUCCCAGACAUGAACAAAUGGUCACAAUGGCUGCAGGCCAAGGGCCUGGAGGAUGAUGGUUCUGGCGAAGGAAUGGUGGGCAUGCUCCGCCGAUUCCUACCACUACGCAACGACACCCGUGAUUUCCUCCGCAGCAAGCUUCCUGCCUAUGCCGUCCCCACUGUGAUCAUUCCGUUGAAGCGUAUGCCUCUCAAUCCCAACGGAAAGAUUGACAAGCCUGCCCUGCCGUUCCCUGAUACAGCCGAACUCAGUGCUGCUGCGCCCCGCCGUCGCUCCUCUGCCAUGCAAGCUUUCUCAGAGACCGAACAAGCUCUCGCCCAGAUCUGGGCCAAGCUGAUUCCCAAUGUGACCGCUCGUAUGAUUGGAUCCGAUGACUCGUUCUUUGAUCUUGGUGGUCACAGCAUUCUUGCGCAGCAAAUGUUCUUUGAACUGCGCCGCAAGUGGCGCACCGUGGACAUCAGUAUGAGUGCUAUUUUCCGUAGCCCGACCUUGAAAGCCUUCGCUGGAGAAAUUGACCGUCUCUUGGAUGCCGAGGCCUUCGCGACUAGUGAUACAACCGAGCCAAGCAACAGUGGGCCUGACGACGGUUACUCAAAGGAUGCACGUCAGCUCGUGAAUGAGCUUCCCGCGUCAUUCCCCACCCGAACUGAGGAAUUACUCGCCUCUCCGCCAACUGUCUUCCUUACUGGUGCUACAGGCUUCUUGGGUGCGCACAUCCUCCGCGAUCUUCUUACGCGCAAGUCUCCCUCGACUAGGGUCGUCGCUUUAGUUCGAGCCAAGGGCGAGGAGCAAGCUCUGGCUCGUCUCCGCUCCACUUGCCAAGCGUAUGGUUUCUGGGAUGAUGAUUGGGUCAACCGCCUGGAAACGCCAUGCGGUGAUCUAGGAAAGCCUCUAUUUGGCCUCUCUCAGUCAGCUUGGGAUGACCUCGCAGGUCGUGUGGAUGUCGUCAUUCAUAACGGUGCCUUGGUUCACUGGGUUUAUCCUUAUUCUACUCUGAGGGGCCCUAACGUUCUAGGUACGAUUGAUGCACUUAAGCUGUGUGCCACCGGCAAGGCGAAACACUUUGCCUUUGUCAGCUCUACCAGUGCCUUGGACAAUGACCACUACGUGCAAGUGUCUGAGCGCAGUCUUGCUGAAGGCGGUAACGGAGUAAGCGAGGACGAUGACAUGGAAGGCAGCGCCGUUGGUCUUGGUACAGGCUACGGCCAAAGCAAGUGGGCUGGCGAGCACCUUGUCCGUGCAGCCCGCUCUCGCGGCCUCAAGGCUAGUAUCAUUCGCUCGGGAUAUAUUCUGGGUGACUCCACAUCCGGUGUAUGUGUCACGGACGACUUCCUUACUCGCUUUUGGAAAGGCUGCGUUCAAUUGGGCUCGCGUCCGAACAUUGGCAAUUCUGUGAACGCAUGCCCGUCAGACUAUGUCGUACGAGUUGUGAUCUCUGCUGCAUUCUACCCGCCCGCCAACAAGACCGGUGUCGUCCACGUGACUGGACAGCCACGGCUCCGAUUCAACGAGUUCCUCGGUGCGCUCGAGACUUAUGGCUACCCCAUCAAGCAAAUCGAUUAUAUUCCCUGGGCGUCCUCCCUUGAACAUUAUGUCAACGAUGGUCAGCACGACGAUAAGGAAUCUCAGCAUGCGCUGAUGCCUCUCUACCACUUUGUGGUUUCUGACCUGCCCUCUAACAGCAAGGCUCCUGAACUGGACAACACGUGGGCUUCCGCGGGACUGAAGACCGACACGGCGUGGUCGGGAGUCGAUGCCUCUGCCGGUGCUGGUAUCACUGUUGAGCUGAUCGGGCUCUACGCAUCUUACUUGGUGGCCAUUGGUUUCUUGCCCGCACCUACAGUGGCUGGCGCGCGCCCUCUGCCGCCCGUGCCCAUCACUGAGGAACAGAAGAGAAUGAUCCUCAGCGUUGGUGGUCGUGGCGGUGCCCCUUGA
Messenger RNA from Penicillium diatomitis, 4215 nucleotides. RefSeq names its product L-aminoadipate-semialdehyde dehydrogenase (gene aarA). The transcript is spliced from 8 exons. The record is from RefSeq and is a predicted model, not a curated record. Gene Ontology annotation, molecular function: phosphopantetheine binding; L-aminoadipate-semialdehyde dehydrogenase [NAD(P)+] activity. The coding region runs from base 1 to 4215 and encodes 1404 amino acids. Gene Ontology annotation, biological process: L-lysine biosynthetic process. NCBI's taxonomy places the organism in Eukaryota, Fungi, Ascomycota, Eurotiomycetes, Eurotiales, Aspergillaceae.